UUGCCCAGGGUUGAGGACGGAAGGAAGUGACUCCGUAGAGGAAGUGAGGAGCGAAGACUCAAAGCGGAAGUUCUUCGUCGGGGCAGAGGCGAGAGCGCCUUUUACCGUAUCCCUCCGGCCUUCCUUCUCCGGCUCCGAGGCCAUGGCGAACCGGACCGUGAAGGACGCGCACAGCAUCCACGGCACGAACCCGCAAUACCUGGUGGAGAAGAUUAUCCGCACCCGCAUCUACGAGUCCAAGUACUGGAAGGAAGAGUGCUUCGGCCUCACAGCUGAACUGGUUGUAGACAAAGCUAUGGAGCUGCGAUACACUGGUGGAGUUUAUGGUGGAAACAUCAAGCCCACACCAUUCUUGUGUUUGACUUUGAAAAUGCUGCAGAUACAGCCUGAAAAGGAUAUAAUUGUUGAAUUUAUAAAAAAUGAAGAUUUCAAGUACGUGAGGUUGCUGGGAGCAUUGUAUAUGAGAUUAACUGGCACUGCUAUAGACUGCUACAAAUACCUUGAACCCCUGUACAAUGAUUAUCGAAAAAUAAAAAGCCAAAAUAGAAAUGGAGAGUUUGAGCUAAUGCACGUUGAUGAGUUUAUUGAUCAACUGCUUCAUGAUGAGCGCAUGUGUGAUAUCAUUUUACCUAGACUACAGAAACGAUACGUCCUAGAAGAAGCUGAACAACUGGAAACACGCAUUAGUGCUUUGGAAGAGGAUAUGGAUGAUGUGGAGUCUAGUGAAGAUGAGGAAGAGGAGGAUGAAAAGCUGGAGAGAGCUCCCUCACCUGAUCACAGGCGAAGAGGCUACAGAGAUCUAGACAAGCCCCGCAGAUCUCCAACUAUGCGUUAUAGGAGAAGCCGAAGUAGAUCUCCUAGAAGGCGAAGCCGUUCUCCCAAGAGGAGAAGUCCGUCACCACGCCGAGAAAGACAUCGCAGCAAGAGCCCAAGACGGCAUAGAAGUAGAUCCAGAGAAAGACGCCACAGAUCAAGAUCUAAAUCACCAGCAGGGCAUCACCGUAGCCACAGACAUCGCAGCCAUUCCAAGUCCCCAGAAAGAUCUAAGAAGAGUCAUAAAAAGAGUCGUCGAGGAAAUGAGUAACAUUAUGUACUUCAUGAAUCUCAGCCACUUUUUUGUAGAUGAAAGACGGCAGGACCAGUAGAAGUUGCUUUGGUAGAAAGUUGUUUUAGUAUUGCUAGGGUUUGUGUGUGUGUUUUUUUAAAAAAAAGAAAAUAUGGUGUUAUUCAGUAUUUUGUUAAAGGGGAAUUUUUUCAAUCUAUGUUCUGGUCAUAUCUAGAGCUUGGAAAUGCUAGAAAACCCAGCCAGGAAGGCUACUGGUCAUAAUGACUUAGGCAUUCUAGAAAUUAUAGACCAGCAAGAUAUGAUUUCUAGACUCCUCUCCCAAGGGAAACUUAUGCUAGAAGAUAUGAAGUUUAAAUUAUUUUGAAAGCAAGUGCAUACUUGUUAUAAUAGCAAGACAAGACACUUUAAAUUCAUUGCCAGAACUAUUAGUGAAGCCUUGUCUAUUUGGACUUUGUAAAAAACUGAUGCGAUUUGUAUGUAAUUCCUGAUUUUAACAGAUCCAACAAGCUGUCAGAGGCUAAUUCUAUAGCAAGUUAUUUUUAUGUGUGCCACAAAAAUACUACUGUGAUUUAUUAAAAAUGUUUGAUAAACAA
This is a messenger RNA of Anolis carolinensis (green anole), 1659 nucleotides long. It is a transcript of the gene prpf38a, whose product is annotated as pre-mRNA processing factor 38A. Lineage: Eukaryota; Metazoa; Chordata; Lepidosauria; Squamata; Anolidae. Bases 143 to 1084 code for a protein of 313 amino acids. Gene Ontology annotation, cellular component: precatalytic spliceosome. The transcript has 10 exons. The record is from RefSeq and is a predicted model, not a curated record.